AUGGAGCCAGAGCGUCGUCGGAGAAGACCUGCAGUCUCCUGCAUCCUUUGCAGAAGACGCAAAAUCCGAUGCGACCGACAAACGCCGUGUAGCAACUGCAUCAAGUCUAAAAAUGCAACCUGCAGCUAUCGGGAUGAUCCGCGGCCUCCGCGGAGGCAAAGCCCCUUGGUCGGGACGGCACAGGCAAACAGACUUGAAGCAGCGCCGACUUCAGCACUCUUAACGCCGAGCACUGGGGCGUUAUCCACAGAGCCAAAUCAUGUUGAAUCACUGAACGCCGAGCCCUCUCGGCCGACAAGAAGUGCCCCCGUCACGUCAUCGACCAAGUACACAGUCUGUGAUCGGGCUUUUGGAAGUAGCCACGCCAACCGUGACAACCAUGCCACCGAUCCGAGACUCACGGGCGGCCAGACGGUGCCGGAGCAGGCCAUGUCGGCAAACACGAGCUCGGCCAACACACCGGUCUCGACCUUCACCAAGAAUUCCCGAGUCGAGACCAAGACGAUAAACUUUGCUGGCAAUUUCUAUUUUCACAGCGAACACCGCCUAGCUAGCCAUCCCCGGGCCGUCACGAGAAGUCUCAAUGACAUGUUUGAUAUCAUCGAGAGCCAUCUGCGCGACGACAACGCGUCAAAGGCACUAAAAAUCGAGAAACGAUGCAAAGCUCUAGGCAGACUGAUAAAAUCCCGCCGAUCACCCCCCUGGCCCUGUCCGCCCACACCUCACUUGCCCGUCAGGACCGUUGCCGAUGCUCUCGUUGAGUGCUAUCUCAGCUCCAGCGAAACUGUCCUCCGAGUCCUACAUAUACCCAGCUUCCGACGCGACUAUGAAGCCGUUUGGGACCCCAGUAAUACCCCCGACCCUGCUUUCCUUGUUCAGCUUAAACUAGUCAUGGCCAUUGGCGCCACGACCUACGACGACACCUUCUCCUUACGCCCAUGCGCCAUGAAAUGGGCAUAUGAAGGGCAGACAUGGCUGUCAGCACCCGAGUUCAAGUCCCGACUGGGCCUCCCCGCUUUGCAGAGCAGUAUACUGCUCCUGCUCGCUCGCGAAGCUACAGGUGUAGGUGAGGAUAUGGUCUGGGCUACGGUCGGGACCACACUCCGGCUAGCCAUGUAUAUGGGCUUGCAUCGCGACCCAGAGGGUUUAGGUCCCAAGACAACCACGCCGCUAGUUGCCGAGAUGCGCCGCCGGUUGUGGAACACGGUCCUCGAGCUCGCGCUACAAUCUAGCCUGAACUCAGGCGGGCCGCCGAUGAUUAAUUUAGAUGAGUUCGACACGGAACCGCCGGGGAAUUUUGACGACGAUCAGCUCCCCGGCCAAGAGGGUGAAGCGCCCGUUCCCAGGCCAUCAGGCCAGUUCACCCAAACCACCAUGGCCAUCUCUCUCCGGAGCCUGUUCCCUCAGCGCCUAGCCAUCGUCAAAUGCCUCAACGACCUCUCGUCCACGGGGUCGUACACGGACACACUCAAGCUCGAUGCCGAGCUCCGUGAAGGGUACAAAACCCUUACGCGAAGCCUCCAGGCUUGUAGGGGUCCCGAAAAAGGCCCGUCCGACCUCGAGCUCCGCGUCGUCGACCUUCUGCUGCGCCGCUAUUUCCUCGCCCUCCACCUCCCCUUCUUUGCCUGCGCCCUCCAAGAAACAAUGUUUACUUUUUCUCGCCGUGUUGUCGUCGAGUCGGCGCUGCGCCUCUGGCGCGCCGUCUUCCCGGUUCCCCUCUCAAUGUCUGCCGACGCCAACACGGACUGGGACCCCUUGCAACGCAUCGCUAUCAGCGGUUCGGGCUUCUUCCGCAUAGUGGCCAUUCAGGGCUUCGUGGCCAUCGCCAUCGAGCUGAAAUCGCUCCUGAAGGAGGAAGAGAGCUUCGGUCUCGGCCCCGUCGAGCUCAGACCGGACCUCGUGGCGAUGGUGCAGGACUACAAAGUGUGGUCUUGGCGGAGCAUGGAGACGGGCGAAACCAACACCAAGGGGUACUUGGUCGCUUGUAUGAUCUAUGCCCAGGUGGAUGCGAUGAGGAGGGGCAUGAGCGACGAAGACACCGUCGCGUAUGUGGUCAAGUCCGCCGAGGAUUCCGAGGAGGAGUGUCUUGCGCUGUUCGAACAGAUUGAUGCCAGCACUCGUGAGACUCAUGAGGCGGGUCUAGAUUCAUCGCCAGAAUUUAGCAUGGGGGCCGCCACCCCAACCUCCGCACCACUACCGCCGGCACCAACACCACCCCACCAAACCCCCCAAUCCCAACCUCAACCCCCCGCCGCCCCCACCCUCCUCCCCGUCACCCCGCUCUUCCCCCCCGGCGACAACGUCAUCUUCGCCCACUCCUCCUUCUUCUCCCGCUUCACGCCCGCAGGCACCUACCCCGAGCUGCCCACCCCGGCGCGCGUGCGCGAGCAAGCCGUGCGAUUGGGCCUUGUCUCCCAGAAUGGCGAUGGGGAUGGCGCAGAAGGGGGUGCGAGGAUGGUGCCGUUUCCGGAGCUGGGGCUGUUGGUGAAGUAUGGGCGGGAGGUUGUGGGUGCGGGGAAUGGGGGGUUUGUUGGCGGGGUGGCGGCCGCGGAGGGGAAGGCGAUGAGUUUGGCGAGGCGGACGUUGGUGGAUUUGGGGAUGCCGGCUGGGUUGGUGCCGGUGCCGGAGGUUUUUGGGUGGCGGAGGGAUGCGGAGAGUGGGGAGCGGUUUGUGUAUAUGGAUUUGCCGGAGGGGGAGGUGCUGGAGGAUAGGUGGGCGGGCUUGAGCGAGGUGGAGAGGGAGGCGGUUUGUACGCAGUUGAGGGAUGUGGUGGGGGAGUGGAGGCGGUUGAGGUUGGGGGGUGUUGGGUUCGUUGGGAGCGUUGAUAAUGGACCGCUGCAGGAUGAGGUGUUCCAUCGCUGCGCGUUGGCUGGCGCUCCGCCGGCCGGUCCGUUUCCAACGGUGACGGCUUUCCACGACUACUUUGUCGCGAUGGCGGUCACCGUCUCCCGGAACCGACAUGCAGGCGCUGGGGAUGGCCAGCUCCGCUACACACCGCACCACCUAUUCCCGGAUGACGUCCCCGUCGUGUUCACGCACGGUAGCUUGCACCCCCGGAACAUCAUCGUCUCAUCCGGGCCAAAGCCACGAGUGGUAUCGAUCCUCGGUUGGGAACAGGCUGGGUGGUGCCCCGCGUACUGGGAGCUGUGCAAGGCCCGGGCGGAGUGCUCGCGGCGGGGAAGACUUGGAGGUUGGGAGAGCAAGUAUUUGUCGUGGGUUCUGGACACUGACGGGUUGAACGCCGCGAUGGGUGGCUGGAAUGUCACCGCGUUGUGCCAGUAUUGGGAUUAUUUUGUUGGCUUGAUGUAA
Chaetomium fimeti is the source of this 3309-nucleotide messenger RNA. RefSeq lists its product as uncharacterized. Gene Ontology annotation, cellular component: nucleus. The transcript has 6 exons. Gene Ontology annotation, molecular function: RNA polymerase II cis-regulatory region sequence-specific DNA binding; DNA-binding transcription activator activity, RNA polymerase II-specific; zinc ion binding. NCBI's taxonomy places the organism in Eukaryota, Fungi, Ascomycota, Sordariomycetes, Sordariales, Chaetomiaceae. Gene Ontology annotation, biological process: regulation of transcription by RNA polymerase II; DNA-templated transcription. Bases 1 to 3309 code for a protein of 1102 amino acids. The record is from RefSeq and is a predicted model, not a curated record.